GAUGACGUAUUUCCGCUUCCGACAUAAACAAGUCAGCAAACAUGGCGGUUCAUCUUGGCAGAAUAUGAGCUUUUGCCCCCCUUUUAUCCUCAGAUGAAACUUUACAGUGAACGUAAUGGUCAAUAUAGGCAACGAAGCGAGUCAAAUUCGCUACUUCUGCACAGCCGGUUACGGGAUGGAACAAUUUGUAAUCGAUGAGGUGACGAAGAAGCUGGCAGCUCACGACAUUGAGCGGUUGCAAGGUAAAGUGCUAUUCAGCUCCUCCGCCCACAUCAGUUUAGUGAAGGAGCUUAAGUCUGCGGAAAGACUCUUCUUGUUGAUGAAACGAGACUCGCCUCUCAAGCUGUCCGCCCACGCCAACCCAGCCAGAGUUGCGUCUGUGCUGAAGUCUACGCUGAUUGGUGACCUGCAAAGUUGGACCAGUGCUGAAGUGACAUGGAGGCGCCUGCAGGGGGUAGUAGGAGACAAGAAGAAGGAGGAGAGCAAGUGUGAGGAGCAGAGGAAAGUGGAAGAGGAGAACGUUUGUGGGGAAGACAAUGAGGGCGACAUCCCAAUCAUGAAGAAAAGGAGAAUGAUGGACUGUGAAGAUGAGUACGUCUAUACGGGAGAUGACCAGGAUAAAACAAGACCACAGGCUAACCGGCAUUGUUCUGGCCCACUUUCCUUUCGGAUCAGCUGCAAGUGUUCUGGGUCUGUGUCCCGCCACCUCAGUGUUCAGGAAGUGAGUAAAGUGUUGGGAACCAGUCUGAGUGGACAGUUGGGCUGGAAGGUUGAUUUGAGGAACCCCCAGAUUGAGAUUACCGUGUACUUAAGGGAUGACCAUUGUCUGCUCGGGAUACCGCUCACCAGGUUACCUCUUGCUAAUCGGCGCUACAUCAAAACGACAGGACUGAGAUCCACAGUUGCCUGGGCGAUGGGCGAACUGGCUCAAAUUCAGUCAGGUUCCCUUGUUCUCGAUCCGAUGUGCGGCGUAGGAACCAUCUUAAUAGAGGCAGCACAGGAACACAAGCUCGCUUGUUUCCUGGGUUUGGACAUUGAUGACAGACAGCUGCACAAGGCCAGUGAGAAUGUGGCGUUUGCGGAGCUGCGAGACAGAAUGCACUUCUUGAAAGCUUCAUCUACUCAUAUGCCUCUACCGAACGCGAGCGUGGACACGGUGGUGUGCGACCUGCCGUUCGGCAAGAAGUUUGGCACCAAAACCGACAUGGCCGCCAGUCUGCCGCUCAUCCUCGCCGAGAUGGAGAGAGUCCUCCGUGUUGGCGGAAGCUUGGUUCUCCUCCUGAGUCCUCAGCUCUCAUGUCUCCUGAAAAAACUCCUCACGCCGCCGCAAACGGGCACACAAGAAGCCGCAAAUCAGGAAGGAGUCCAGGAUGUCACUUCAACGCCUACCCAGGGAAAAGAGCCUUCAAUUGGGCUAAUGACCGAGUCAUGCCUGCCUCUCUCCUCUCUGAAGCACCAGACCUCUCUGAGACUCAGCUUAGGUACCAUAGAUGGACUUCUACAUAAAUAUAUAAAAACACACGCUUAAUUGAUUCAGGUUGGACAUUUUUUAAUUGAAUAUUUUUAAUGGGAAUUGCAAACCUGGAUGGUGUUCUUAUACAAGUACAGUGUAAAUGCUAAAAGUAACCACAGCAAUUUAAUUCAGGGAUCACUUCACUUUUGUUGCGCUGCAGCGCUCACACACUGACCCCCAUUAGCUGAAUCACAAUGCUGCCAUCUGCUAGCGUUUAGCCCCGCUUAGCCUAGUUGAACUGUGAAGGGGCCAGACACGACCACACUUUGGACUUACUUACUUACAGGCUUCCAUUCACUUCUCCUUAAGCCAGUCGCUUGAUGCCAGCACACCAACAAUGGAAUACGCAGCAUCUUGGAUUAAUGCCUAUUAUCCAUCCAUUCAUAUACACAACAGAUUAAUCAGUCCAACAUGACUGAAAAAAGUUUUUGUAUAUCCUUUCAAGAAUGUAUGGAUUUUAAUCGGUCUCUAAAAUGCACUAAGUAGCCUCCUUGGAAUGUUAAAAUAAAAACGAAUAUGCCGCUUUUA
Molecule: messenger RNA, 2041 nt
Organism: Syngnathus typhle (broad-nosed pipefish)
Lineage: Eukaryota; Metazoa; Chordata; Actinopteri; Syngnathiformes; Syngnathidae
Gene: thumpd2
Product: THUMP domain containing 2
Exons: 11
Coding region: 116-1528 (470 amino acids)
Biological process (GO): tRNA methylation
Molecular function (GO): RNA binding; tRNA (guanine) methyltransferase activity
Source: RefSeq, a predicted model, not a curated record